CGGCUCUGUUGUCUCCGCGUCAUCACGGACUCCAACUCUCGUGUUAAAUCCACCUCUUUCUCUCUCUUCAGACACCACCACCUUUGUCUACUCCCUUCGCUCGAAUCUCACAUCGCCAAAUUUCGUUUUCGAGAUCAUCUUUUUUCCCCGAUCUAAAGAUCCCGAAAACCAAACCACAAAUCUCCAAUCAAUUCGACACCGUUUCAGACUCCGAAGAAUCAUCCUCCGUGAAUUUAGCGAAAAAAUCUCCCAACGAUGGCGCCGAGUAUGAGGAAAGCAAUCGGAGCGGUUAAAGACCAAACGAGCAUCGGGAUCGCAAAGGUAGCAAGCAACAUGGCUCCAGAUCUAGAAGUAGCCAUCGUGAAAGCCACAAGCCACGACGACGAUCCUGCCAGCGAGAAAUACAUCCGCCAGAUCCUAAACCUGACUUCUCUCUCCCGCGGCUACAUCCUCGCCUGCGUUACCUCGGUUUCACGAAGACUUGGGAAAACGCGCGAUUGGGUGGUCGCUCUCAAGGCCCUGAUGCUCGUUCACCGCCUCCUCAACGAAGGAGACCCUCUUUUCCAAGAAGAGAUUCUCUACUCGACGAGAAGACGAGGUACGAGGAUGCUCAACAUGUCUGACUUCCGCGACGAGGCGCAUUCGAGCUCGUGGGAUCACUCGGCUUUUGUUAGGACUUAUGCUUGUUAUUUGGACCAGAGGCUUGAGUUAGCUUUGUUCGAGAAGAAGAGUGUUGGUGGUGGUGGGAGUAGUAGCCAUCAUAGCAAUGGUGAUGAUCGAUACGGUAGAGGAAGAGAUGACUUUCGAUCUCCCCCUCCCAGGUCUUACGAUUAUGACAAUGGUGGUGUGUCGAGGAGAUCUAGGUCUUACGGAGAUGUGACUGAGAUGGGAGGAGGAAGAAGAGAUGAGAAGAAAGCUGCUACUCCGUUACCGGAAAUGACGCCGGAGAGGAUUUUGGUGAAGAUGGGUCAUUUACAGAGGUUGCUUGAUCGGUUCUUGAACUUGAGACCUACUGGAUUAGCUAAGAACAGUAGGAUGAUAUUGAUCGCGUUGUAUCCCGUUGUGAGGGAGAGUUUUAAGACUUACGCUGAUAUCUGCGAGGUUUUAGCUGUUUUGCUUGAUAAGUUUUUCGAUAUGGAGUAUACGGAUUGUGUCAAGGCCUUUGAUGCUUACGCUAGUGCGGCUAAACAGAUUGAUGAGCUUAUUGCGUUUUAUAGUUGGUGUAAGGAAACGGGUGUGGCGAGAUCCUCUGAGUAUCCCGAAGUUCAGAGGAUCACGAGUAAGUUGUUGGAAACGUUGGAAGAGUUUGUGAGAGAUAGAGCAAAGAGAGGGGAGAGUCCUGAGAGGAAAGAGAUUGAAGCUCCUCCUCCACAGGUCGCUCAAGAAGAGGAGCCUGAACCUGAUAUGAAUGAGAUCAAAGCGUUACCUCCUCCUGAGAAUUACACUCCUCCUUCUCCCCCUGAGCCUGAGCCAGCAAAACCACAAUACACUGAUGAUUUAGUUAACUUAAGGGAAGAUGAAGUCACUGGUGAUGACCAAGGGAACAAGUUUGCGCUUGCACUAUUUGCCGGUCCACCGGGAAGUAAUGGGAAAUGGGAAGCUUUCCCUUCUGAUGGAGUGACUUCCGCUUGGCAGAAUCCUGCGGCAGAGCCAGGGAAAGCUGAUUGGGAACUGGCAUUGGUUGAAACAGCUAGCAACUUAGAGAAGCAGAAAGCCGCUUUAGGCGGUGGGUUUGAUUCGUUGCUACUCAACGGAAUGUACGAUCAGGGAGUGGUUAGACAGCACGUGAGCACUUCACAGUUAACUGGUGGAAGCGCGAGCAGCGUGGCUUUACCUUUACUGGGUAAAACCAACACCCAAGUAUUGGCCUUACCUGCACCAGAUGGAACCGUGGAGAAGGUGAACCAAGACCCGUUCGCUGCAUCACUAACCAUUCCACCACCUUCGUACGUGCAAAUGGCUGAGAUGGAGAAGAAGCAGCAUCUGUUGAGUCAAGAGCAGCAGCUAUGGCAGCAGUACCAGCGUGAAGGGAUGAGAGGUCAAGUUAGUUUGGCGAAGAUGAACACCGGUCCAGUUCCAGGGGGAAUGCCACCUGUCUACGGGAUGGGAGCCCCCCCAGCGGGGUAUUACUACAACAAUCCGUACUGAUGAUUCAUUAUUUUUUGUUAUUUUGCUUUCUCAGUGUCAUAUAUGUGUAGAUGACUCGUCUUUCACCUUCGAUCUCGUGUCUCUUUUAUUGCAUUCCCUGAUUGUCGUCAAACGAUGAAAUCUCUGCGUCUCUUGCUCGAGUUUGAAUUUAUAGUUUUAUUGUACACUAUAUGAGAAUCUUGGUUUCAUCUUGUACAACACAUUUUGAUACCUUAUCUGUUGUUUGUCACUGUUUAAAGAACAUCUGUGUUAGUUUGAGAGUUACAGUUUGACUUGCAAAAGUUGUGUGUUG
Molecule: messenger RNA, 2440 nt
Organism: Eruca vesicaria subsp. sativa (arugula)
Lineage: Eukaryota; Viridiplantae; Streptophyta; Magnoliopsida; Brassicales; Brassicaceae
Source: the annotation of a GenBank genome assembly